AUGUCAGCCAGUAUAAAUACUAGUUCUACGCUAACUAAAAGCUUUUUUGAACCUGGUCAAUAUCUCUUGUGUAUAAAACGUUAUGAAUUUGGAAAUGAAUUAAUUGAUCGCCUUUUAACAAUGUUUGAUGAACGAUCACAUUUAGAAUUAUCAUAUGUGAAUGCAUUACGUAACUGGUCGAGAAAAUGGCAUGCUGAACUUGUCAAACAACCUGAAUACGUAACAAAUAAAAAAGUAUGGGAUCAAACAGUUACAACAGGUGAACAAAUGGCAGAUAUUCAUCAAACGAUUAUAUCAAAUCUUAAUGAUAGUAUUGUGCCUAAACUUCGUCAAUGGCGUAAAGAUAAUUAUGAAAAAUCUCUUAUCCAUUACAAAAAAUCAAAAGAAUAUGAGAAAGAAUUUGAAAAUGUUCAAAAACCGUGGAAUAAAGUACUAGAACUGGUUCAAGAAAACAAACGUAUUUAUCACGAUGCGUGUAGACUUUUACAAAAUGCCAGACAGAUUCAACGUAAUAUGAAUUUACAAGUGGAAACUGAAGAACAACAAAAAGCAGUGGCAGAUAAACUCGUCAAAGCAACAAUUGACGUUGACAAUACCAAGACGAGAUACGAGAAGAUAUUAAAAGAUUUACAAGAACAACGUCAACGAUACGAAGCGAAUAUGAUCGAAUGUUUUAAUCAUACACAAGUAUUUGAAAAGAAACGAUUAGAUUUUUUUAAAGAAGUAUUUCAAGAAUAUCAGCGAACAUUGGAUAGUUCAAAUGCCACAAAGAAAAUGUACGACGAUUAUCAGAUGGUAUUGAAAGUACAUGAUGUACAAAAUGAUUUACAAUGGUGGAAUGCACAGUAUGGUCCGAUUGCAAAUGUGACCCAUUCCUAUUAUCCAACAUUUGAAGAAUAUCAGGAAAAACAGAUACAAUGA
Messenger RNA from Didymodactylos carnosus, 921 nucleotides. The record is from the annotation of a GenBank genome assembly. Lineage: Eukaryota; Metazoa; Rotifera; Eurotatoria; Philodinida; Philodinidae.